Homarus americanus (American lobster) is the source of this 4944-nucleotide messenger RNA. RefSeq lists its product as uncharacterized. Gene Ontology annotation, cellular component: nucleus. The record is from RefSeq and is a predicted model, not a curated record. Lineage: Eukaryota; Metazoa; Arthropoda; Malacostraca; Decapoda; Nephropidae. Gene Ontology annotation, molecular function: protein binding; transcription cis-regulatory region binding. The coding region runs from base 240 to 4373 and encodes 1377 amino acids. The transcript has 12 exons. Gene Ontology annotation, biological process: positive regulation of transcription by RNA polymerase II.
CAGUGUGCUAUAUAGCACCAGAGGUAGUGACACACGUAGCUCUGUUCGGUUAGCUAUACGCUUAGAAAAACUACACUUAGACUGUUAAGUAAGUGGCAAAAGAGUGCGGCUGGCAGAGCUGUAUUCGACUCAACUCGAGAGUCUCCAUUGUCUCGCAAGAUGGAGAUGAGAGAGGCAGUGUUACCAAGACCUGUGUGAGAGGAGGCAAUAGUUUAGACAUUCAGGUUGACCCAGAAGACAUGAGCAACUCCUCCCUCGCCAUGGCUGACAAUACAAAUGAAUUAUUGAUACAGUGUGUGAGGGCGGGUGACGACGUGAGGUUGAAGGCUUUAUUGGACGCUGGGGUGGACGUAAAGGGGGUCACACUGCCAGAGGACGACCCAGAAACUGCUGGCUACACGCUGCUAGGUCUGGCGGCCAUGUGUGGGCACCAUCACCUUAUCGUCCCUCUAUUAACUGCCGGCGUGCUUGUUAAUGACCCUGGUGGCAGUACCCGCAGCCCACUACACCUCGCUACGCUAUACGGACACGAAAAUUGUGCAGAAGCCUUACUGGAGGCCUCAGCUGAUAUAGAAGCCGCUAGUGAAAAAGACUGCGGUGAGAGGCCGCUACACUUUGCCUGCCGGACAGAUAAUUUAGCCUUGAUUCGGUUACUCCUGGCCCGAGGUGCUGAUAUCCACUCCACUGACGAGGAAGGAGGCUUUGGGGCACUACACUUCGCGGCUUACUAUGACCAGCCAGAGAUAGCCAAGUUACUGAUCGAUAAAGGGGUUGACAUCGAAGCCUCAUCCUUGGAGAAAUGGCGACCCAUCCACCGUGCUGCUUUACGCGACAACACUCGUGUCAUCGAGGUCCUACUUGAUGCUGGAGCGGACAUCAACGCCCCAGGUUCCUUCGGUAACAGAGCCGUACACUUCGCAGCUACCCGAGGCCAAAUAGCAACAUUGAAAAUCUUGGCGGAGCGAAACUGUGACCUCUGCGGUCUGGAGAAUUUGGGCGGCAACGCGGUCAUGAGUGCGGCGAGUGGUGGUCGCCUCCAGACAGUCCAGUGGUUGGUGCAGCAGAACGUACCGCACUUGCAUAGGAACAACGCCAACCGCACUCCUGAAGCCGUAGCCAGAAUGUACGGUUAUCAUCACGUCGCCUGGUGGCUACAUAAGCUAGAUGGGGAUGACACGUACACUGAACACACAGACAUUGCAGUGUGUCUUGAGGAGUAUGAACGUAUAGGUAACAUCACACUGAGGUGGGCCAAGGUGGGUCUCUUCUCUAGCAUAAGACUGAACCUUCCUGCCAGACCUUACCGCGUCCAUUACCAAGAUGAGAACGGCUGGACCCCCCUUCAUCACGCCUCUUACAAUAACAUGAAAGAGGCAGUACUGGCAUUGUUGUGGGUGGGUGCCUAUCCUCUGUCCUUGACCAUGGCAAAAGAGACCCCACGUGACCUGGCACUCUCUCAGGGUCACCCACAGAUCGCCAAGUUACUAGAGGUCACCAUCCCGGAGCUGUCGAGGAAGCAGCGGGUUUACCUGUACGGCCGCCUCCUACACAAGAUCAGCUGCGCGGAGUUACAGACGCUACACGAGGCGGGCGAGUUGGUGGAACAGGGUCGCCGCGUCACCCUGGUCAAGGAAGUAGGGGAACUUCUCCAAUCUGGAGCGCCCCUGGAGCCUGUAGGAGGACACACCGUUCAUGCCUUACACUUGGCCAUCACUACUAACUGCACGGACUUGCUGCCUCUGCUGUUGAGUGUCAGGGUGCCCCUCACUGCCACCACAGGAGGCAUGAACGUUAUCCAGUUGGCUUGGAUCUCUCCUGAUGUCACAACACAGAUUGGCGUCAUCGUCACCAGGGCUUUCAUACAGAAAAUGCAGCAAGAACUAACUCUGGUGGGGGAGGAGUACCAGGACCUGAGGGCGGGGAUGGAACAAAUGGUGGAACAACUACAGGACGAGGAACCUUGGCGAGCAGCUUGGCAGGGCACUGAGAAGACCACUGAAGUUCUCACCAACCUCCUCUCCCAGGCUUGCCAUCACGGUGCCUCCCUCACUGCCUCCUUCAUCCAGUGGGAAGGAGGAUCUGCCACAUCCCAGGCUGGCAUUGGUCGUACUGCACUCCACGUUGCCCUGGAUGCUGGCCACUUAACCACCGCAGUUUGUCUUGUUCGGAACCUGGGCGGGAACCUGUUCUUGGGUGAUAGUGAAGGUCGCCUGCCCCUACACAUGUGUCCUCAGUCCACCAGGGUGUUACUACUGGAGGAUGCUGUGAGCCACGAUUACCGCGCUCUGGACUUCGUCUUGGGGAAAGCUCGCACCACCGUAGAGAAGAAGAAUACAGCUCUGAUCAUGUUGCUUCUGGCUACCCUAUAUACAGAAGCCAACUUGUCCUCUGAGGAAGCCAUUUCCCAAAAGGUCAAGUUGUCCUCCGGUGCGCCACAAGAGAGAAGAGAUCCUUGCCCAUCAGAGAGCUGGAAGGAAGUCUUUCUCCAGCUGGCUGCGAUCCUACACCAGGUUGAGGAGAGUGAGUUCCUUGACAAUGGAUGGCUGAAGUACCUGUCGUCGUGUAUAACUGAGUCAAGCGGCGAACAAGAUGGAGUUGCCGAGGGCGAGAGCGAAGGUGCAGUAGGUGAUGAGGGCCACACAUUACCUGAUAUUGAGGAGGAACUUUUCUUCAGUCUCAUUGAAGAUCUCAAUACGAGAGGCAAAGUAGAAUCCAAGAACCGCAAACGAGAUGCUCAGGAGGAGGACCUUUUGAACACAACACUGCACAGAACACUCCGGCUGUGUUGCGAGUCUGGCCUUCCACUCCUCACCCACCUGGUGCUGACAGUCGGCGGUGUGAAUGUGGAUGAAGUCGUGGAUGCUGUGAGUGGGUCCACCUCCUUACACAUUGUCGCUUCUCACGGUCGUCUCGGUCUGCUCGAUUACUUGCUGAGUCGCAGGGCGUCCACCUCCGUCGUGAAUGGGGCGGGUCACACCCCGGCUCACCUGGCCUACAUGUUCGGUCACACUGCUGUUGGGGAUCGCCUGUGUGAGGGGCUGGAGGAAGCACGUGAUAGAGCCGGAAAAUGUCCCAAGGAUUUAUUGGCAGGAUUUAAGAAGUAUAUGGAGAUUUACAUCCUGGAUAAGAAGAUUAGAGUCAAGGCUCAUGAGUUAAAUGAUCCCCUCGCCCUCACACGAGCGCACCUGGAACAGUUCAAGUGGAAAUGGCGAGCCAACUUCAAGAAAGCUGUAAAAAAACUUCAUGUAGACUUCACAAGAGGCGAGGCGAAAGUGGUUCAAGAAACAUUAGCAGUAGAACUACGGAGAUUACUUCAAGACUUGGCCAAGCUGAACCCUCUCUUAGAUGGUGACCUGCAGAUCUUGGGCAGCAGCGCAGACAACCUUCGCCUCUAUGCACCUGAUGAAUUUGACUGUAAUGUGGUGCUGAAGACUGUCACGGGUUUUCCAGGAGGCGGCCUGAACGUUGAGUUGAAACCCCUUGACAAGAAGCUGGCCAGUAUGAAGGGUUACACCACUUACUUCAGUGUAACACCAGUGGAUGAUGGCGACCAGAAAAAAUUUGAUGAUCUGAAGGAAUUUGUUGAAGGUCCCAACUUCGUGAACACAUUCUCCGAAGCUCUCUUCCAGUGCCUACAGAACUUCAAGCUGUCAGAUCCUCGUCUGAACUUCGUGCCUCCAGGAGCAAGAAAGACACAAGUUGGUACUAAUGUUUCUUUUGUGUGGGAGGGCACUGAGUACCCCAUGUUGCUCAUCGAUGUGGACAUGGUUCCUAUUUUGAAGAUCCCUUGGCCGAAAGACCAAGAUAGACCACCUCUCACCCCAGCCGACGUGGACACCCUGUACCUCAGCAACACAGGAGACGGUGAUUGGCGAUUUUCAUUCUCUGCCAUAGAAAACAAGAUCUUCAGCGCCCUCACCGACGACCAGCGUCUGGUCUUCCUCUCGUGUAAACUAAUGAUUGUGUCCCUGAAGGUGGAGAGCUGGGCACCCCGUGACAGGAAGGAGCUCUUCACCUACUGGUAUGGCCGCAGGUUCAAGCUUCCCGCUCCCGCUGGUUUCAUCCUCAAGAACACCUUCAUGAUGGAACUGGAGGAAGUGAAGGAUGCCGCCCUGUGGGAUCCAUCACACCUUCACGAGAGGAUGCGCUCCAUCUUUUGCAGGAUGUGUAAGACGGACACCAACGAGAAGACGGGUGAAAAUAGGUACUUCCACGGUAAGGUCAGGGCGUACUUCGGAGGUAAUGCCGAGAAGCCAUCCGUCGGUCUAGGCGCCCCCGAGAUCCUUCGAGCACUGGAGCUCUGGGAGUCCAAAUCAGAGGGGAAGAUGAACACGGAGCCAAGUGCCCCAGAGAUCCAGUUAGCUACAAAAUGAACAUAAAUUACAGUACCAUAAAUUAGCACAUUAUUCAGCACUCGAACUCUUUAUACCACAAAUGAACAAGUUAAAGUAUUGUACAAAUAAUGGACAUAGUAAGACACAGAUAAGUUACUAUUGCACAAAUUGUACAGUAGUUUUAGCUGUAUUAAAGAACUUAGUAUUAAUUGCUACAGACAUACAGAAUUCACAUUGAAUCAAGCGUAAACAAGAGAUUUUUAGGUGACGUAACCUUGUUAACCACGUCUGAGGAUGAUUUAACCCUUUGAGGAUGAUGACUUAACCCUUCGAGGAUGAUGACUUAACCUUUUGAGGAUGAUGAUUUAACCCUUUGAGGAUGAGGACUUAUUUUAAGAUGAUUUAAGCUUGCAAGUAUAACGAUUUAAUUUUGGAAGGAUGAUUGUAGUCUUUGAAGAUAUAAACAGUUCAGUACCUAAAUAUUAAUAAGUUUUAAAAUUAUAUUAUUCUGUUUACAUAAUCCAACGAUUGUUUGCUCAUGUACCAUAAGUUUUUAACAGAAUGGGGUUGGUAUUGUACUCCGGAAUUAAUAAAUUUUAGAUAACACAAA